This is a messenger RNA of Mercurialis annua (annual mercury), 560 nucleotides long. RefSeq lists its product as uncharacterized. Bases 6 to 482 code for a protein of 158 amino acids. The transcript has 2 exons. Lineage: Eukaryota; Viridiplantae; Streptophyta; Magnoliopsida; Malpighiales; Euphorbiaceae. The record is from RefSeq and is a predicted model, not a curated record.
AGAAGAUGUGGGGAAUGACUAGAAUGAACAUUGCAAACGAAAUCUCCGCCCACCCUUAUCGAUACGAGGGUAUUUUCAUUGAUGGGUUGCAAGCGGCCAUUACACGUAUUAGCUGGGAAGGCGGAGAGUGUGGCCCUAGCUACUGGAUGCAGGUAUUGGAUGACUUGUUCCCUAUUGCCACUAUCUUCAAUGCAGCUGUUAUUUACAUACAAGGCGGGACGCUACAACAGACGCGGUUCUCUUCGUUUACUGUUCUGCCUUUGCAUUCCUCUGAGGUUCACUCACGACCAUCGAAGGAGAUAGUGAUAUUGUAUAUUAGUGGACGCGCUCAUUUUGUUAGGUUGAAUUUGCAGGAUAAUUUUCCUGUCCCACCAAUUCCCACCCUGUGGUUCCAGCACAGGGACCAUACUGUUCAGUCUUGGCAUACUUUAUAUGCUAAUAGGAGAGAGCAAUGGGAUAGUUUGAUAGGUAUGGCAGAUUGAGUUGAUUGUAAAAUGUUUAUUCGGUAAUUAUGCUGAUUGUGUGUUUUAUUAUUAUACGUGUAAUAUUUUUGAACUCCA